AUGAAAUCACUAACACUCAUAAUCACAUUAGCGACCAUCGUCCUAUCCACAGCACUUGAUCAAGAUGCCGAUACCUUCACCAAACUCCACCCCAUCAAAGUAGUCGGCAACAAGUUCUACAACACCGGAACCAACCAGCAAUUUUUCAUUAAAGGUAUCGCAUACCAAAAAUCCCGCGAAGAAGGCGAAGUGUUUGACACAACCACCGAAACCAACUACGUCGACCCCUUGGCCAACCCAUUCACGUGUUUGCGCGACUUGCAGUAUUUGAAAGAACUUGGUGUCAAUGUUGUGCGAAUUUAUCAAAUCAACCCGGUUGCCAACCAUGAUGUUUGUAUGGAUGCGUUUGCAGAAGCUGGUAUUUACAUCUUGGCUGAUUUGUCGGAGCCUUAUGUUUCCAUCAGACGGGAUUUCCCGAGGUGGGACACUGAGUUGUUGAUGCGGUACUUGUCGGUAGUUGAUGCUUUGGCGAAAUAUGAUAAUGUUUUAGGGUUUUUCGCAGGGAAUGAAGUGGCUAAUUCUCAACUGAAUGUCGAUGCUGUGCCCUUUGUCAGAAGUGCAGUUAGAGAUGUGAAGAAGCACAUUGCUGACCAAGGGUAUAGACAAAUACCAGUGGGGUAUGCGUCAAAUGACGAUGCGUCGAUCCGAGCAUAUUUGGCCAAUUAUUUCGUAUGUGACCUUUACUCCAAUGAUGUUGCGGACUACUCCAAGUCUGAUUUCUUUGCCAUUAACGUGUACGAGUGGUGCGGGUACUCUACUUACAUGACGUCGGGGUAUCGUGAAUUAACCGCUGUAUUUGCAAAUUAUCCAGCGCCGGUGUUUUUCAGUGAAUUUGGCUGCAAUAUUAUUACUCCGCGACCAUUUACUGAAGUUGAGGCAUUGUUUGGAUCAACCAUGAGGAAAACAUGGUCUGGUGGUAUUACAUACGAGUAUUUCGAAGAAGUUAACCACUACGGAGUAAUUCAGAAUAAAAAAGAUGGGACAAUUGCCAAAUUGCCUGAUUUUGAUACGUUGAAAACAAGAUUCAGUGCGGUGAAUCCUAUUGGUGUGCCAAUUGAUCAAGUUGAAGUACGUCCGGGAUUGACUUGCAAUGUGCCAUCAGAUAUUUGGAAAGUGUCGCUUGAGUUGCCCCCAACUCCUGAUUCCGGUAAGUGUGAGUGUUUGUUGCAAUCAUUGUCUUGUGUUGUGGUGGAUACUGGUUCAUUUGAUGAAGAAAGUCUACUCAAGGAUCUUUGUUUCAAAGUUGAUUGCGAAGAGAUUAAUGCAAAUGGGAAAUUGGGUAAAUACGGGAAAUACAGUGACUGUGAUCCGAUGAUACGAGCAUCUUAUGCAUUGAAUAAAUACUAUGAACAAACUGGUAAAAGACAAGAGAUAUGCACGUUUCAACGCCGCGGUGAAGUUGCAAGACUUGCAGUCGAUUUGAACACAAGGUUCUCCACCGAUGGUAGAAACUGCCAGUCUUUGUUAGACUCGAUUAAUCACAAAGAUGCUUUACCAGCUAUUGAACCAAGUGAAGAUGUUGAAGGAGUGGAGAUUGAUAAUGGAGAUGAGGCUGAGCCGGAAAUCAUCAUACCACCAGAGGACCAAAAAAAAUCAAAGUCCACCAAGUCACACAAGAGACCCAAGAGCAUCAGGACUAAACCCAUCACCAAAAAUCCACCAAAGAAACAAACAUCAAAUGCAUCUUCCUUAUCCCCACCAUUCAAACACCUUUUCCAAUACAUUUUAUCAGUAUUUAGUCCUUUUUAG
Molecule: messenger RNA, 1749 nt
Organism: Lodderomyces theae
Lineage: Eukaryota; Fungi; Ascomycota; Pichiomycetes; Serinales; Debaryomycetaceae
Gene: PGA5
Product: 1,3-beta-glucanosyltransferase
Exons: 1
Coding region: 1-1749 (582 amino acids)
Biological process (GO): fungal-type cell wall (1->3)-beta-D-glucan biosynthetic process
Cellular component (GO): fungal-type cell wall; cytoplasm
Molecular function (GO): 1,3-beta-glucanosyltransferase activity
Source: RefSeq, a predicted model, not a curated record